Messenger RNA from Syzygium oleosum, 2538 nucleotides. Its product is annotated as protein PTST homolog 3, chloroplastic. Bases 6 to 1748 code for a protein of 580 amino acids. NCBI's taxonomy places the organism in Eukaryota, Viridiplantae, Streptophyta, Magnoliopsida, Myrtales, Myrtaceae. The transcript has 13 exons. The record is from RefSeq and is a predicted model, not a curated record.
CUCCCAUGGCCGCUCCUCUCCCUCACCUCGCGACCUGCCCCUCCUCCUCUCUCUCUCCUCAUAGGCUCUUCUUCCCCUACCGCCUCCACCGCCGCGAGCUUCGCUUCCUCUCCCGGGGCUGCUCUCCCGGUCGGCGCUCCGCCGUCUGCGUCGCUUCCGCCGGGAAGUCCAGGUCCGGUAGGAAGACGAAGAGCAAUGUGGAGCUAUGCAAUGAUGUAAAGGAAUUCUUAGCUUCCGCGGGGCUUCCUGACGGUCAUGUUCCGUCCAUAAAGGAGCUUUUGCAGCAUGGAAGGGAUGACCUUGCAUAUAUUAUUAGAAGGAGGGGUUACAAACUCAUUAGAGAGCUUCUUGCGAACUCAGUAGAAAUGAAAGUCUAUGUAUCUGAUAGGGAGACAAGCAUAGCUGAAGAAAAGGAAGCUACCAUUGCCAAUGAAGAAGGAUCAGAAGCAUUUUGUAAUCUAAAAGGUCAGAAUGAGAGUACUGGCUAUUUGGAUGAAGAAAAUUCUGUAUCUGUUGGAAUAUCUGUCGAGGAAGACUGCUUUGAUGAGCUUGAUAUUAAUUCAUCAUCUGACAUUGCUGGCAAUAGCAACAUGCACAUUGAAACUCCCUUUAGUCUGUCUAUGAAAGAUAAUACCGCACAGGACAUGUUGAAAAGUAUGAUUGAAGAUACUCCUUCAUCUAUGGGAACUUCAAUUGUGGAUGAAAUCUCUGCUAGUGUAGAUGGGGAGCCAGAGAACUCCUUUAAUAGCAAUACCUUCAUGCCAGUUGAAACUUCUACUAACUUGGUCACAGCGGCCAAGGAAUCUACUACUUCAUUAGGUCACUUUGAAUGGAUUAGCACUACUUCUGAGGAGACAUCCUUGACCAAUUCUUACGAUCAUGGUUAUACAUGUGUUGAACCAUGUGCUAAGCCAUCCUUGGAGGAGAAGGUAGCAAAAUUUAUGCAAGAUGGGUAUCUUGAACCAGUUGAAGAUCAACUACCUGAAGUACCCACUGAGAUUGAUGAUGAAGAAAACCAGAGUUUCACUGAGUCCGAUAUGAGUAAGCCAGGUACAGAGCUUCAGCUGGAGACCCAAAAUGGGGAGCAGUCAGAACAUGCACAUGGGGAAAGCAAUGGUGCCAUGACACCUCAUAUUAGUACAGCUAGACAGUUCUCUCCUGCAAAAGUACAUUCUCCUUUCAGGUACAGUGAGUCAUCAGUUGAAGAAUUGUUUGAUGCUGAUGUGGGCAACAAUUUGGAUGAGGAGAGAAGAAAGCAGGAGAACCAAGCUGAGAUUAGUCAUCUCAAAUUUAUGCUGCAUCAGAAGGAAUUGGAAUUGUCUCUGUUGAAGGAACAGAAUGAAAAGGAAAAGCUUGCUCUGGAAAUGUUGCAAACUAAGGCUGAGAAUGAGAUCAGCAAAGCCCAAAAGAUCGUCUCAGAAAAAGAUGCAGAACUACAGGCUGCUGAGGAGAGCCUUUCCGGGCUUAAAGAAGUUCAGAUAGAGUAUUCUGGCAACGGUGAUAUCGUGGAGGUGGCUGGUAGCUUCAACGGCUGGCAUCACCCGAUUAAAAUGAAUCCCCAUCCAUUCGCUACUGCAAAAGACACUAUUGGAUCAAGGAGAUCUAGAUAUUGGUCCACAAUGCUGUGGCUUUACCCUGGGACAUAUGAGAUAAAAUUCAUAGUUGACGGCGAGUGGAGGAUUGAUCCCCAAAAGGAGUCAGUUACACGGGGUACAAUAUGUAACAAUGUCCUUCAAGUCGAUAGAUGAUAUGGUCGAGGCUGGCAUUUGAGCUUCAUAUCCGUUCACAUGCCCGCUUCUGUGGUAUAAACUGCAGAGCGACUGAAGGGUUGCUGAUGGACGACGGUUGAAUCAUUCUUGCACAGUGGGGCAACUUGGUCAAGGUGCCUUUAUUCGUGAAGACGACAAGACGGGCAGGAUCAUAUGGCUGUUUGGAUUUGCACAGCCAUUUCUCUGUGCAGGAUGAGGGCCUGGGUAGUGAUGCAGAGCAUGUCAUGCUCUAAGUGAAUAUCAACUGUCUGAGACACGGGGGUGGAGGCAGAGGCAUCUGCGUUUUGGUUAGCAAAGCGUUGGACUGCGUAAGCAUGUACAGUCCAUCACACGCAGGAUUAUCAGUGGAAGCUUGUAUAUGUGGAACCUUUCUAUAGCAGUAAAAUUUUUCACUUCAUAGCAAUAAUCUGACGUCAAAUUUGCAAGAGGAAAGGCAAAGAGAUGAAAACUGAGAGCGUUGUGGCAGAGAUAUAGAAAUGUAGCAAAUUCCAGAGGAGAGAACGUCGACUAUGCAUUUGUUUUGCAUGAAACGUAUGGACAAAAUGCUUCCAUCGUUCGAGGGCGCUUUCUUCCCCUUAGCUCCCGCAAUCUGGGGAGUUUCCUCGGAUUACCAAAUUGGAAACUUCGACCGCAUGCGUUCCUCAAAAAGAUGUGAUUUUUUGAUUUGUGAUUAUGCGGAUCAUGAUUCUGACUUAAUUGUAAAAUUAAGCUACAUAAUAACGCUAGCGAUGGAAAGCCAAUAACAUACCCCAAUCGUGAUCUUUUAUUU